This is a messenger RNA of Thyridium curvatum, 1890 nucleotides long. RefSeq lists its product as uncharacterized. The transcript has 2 exons. The record is from RefSeq and is a predicted model, not a curated record. Bases 1 to 1890 code for a protein of 629 amino acids. NCBI's taxonomy places the organism in Eukaryota, Fungi, Ascomycota, Sordariomycetes, Thyridiales, Thyridiaceae. Gene Ontology annotation, molecular function: NADP binding; N,N-dimethylaniline monooxygenase activity; flavin adenine dinucleotide binding.
AUGGCCACCACUGUCGUUGGGAGCAGUCUGGUAACAGCGAAGUUGAACGGCAAGCUGGGGGGCCGAAACGUUGUAGAUGCGCAAGACAGGCCUUUAAUUCCGUCCGUCGAGGAAGUCGCUCCCACUGCCAAUGGAGUCGCUUUCAACCUCGAGCAAAACACUCGCGGUGCAAAGUCAACGACUUACCCUGGAGUUGGAUUGGAUCUGGUGGACCGGUACAUUGACGAGCCGCGGCCUCUACGGGUCGCUGUUAUCGGAGGCGGUCUCUCCGGGGUCUUAGCAGGCAUUCUACUGCCCGAGAAAGUGCCCAAUAUCCAGCUCACCAUCUAUGAAAAGAAUACAGACUUCGGCGGGACCUGGCUGGAAAACGUGUACCCAGGUGUUCGAUGUGACAUUCCAAGCCAUGUAUACCAGGCAACCUUUGAGCCGAGCACUACGUGGUCCGACAAGUUCUCUCCCGGGGGUGAGAUCCGGGACUACUGGCAGGCUGUGGCGCGAAAGUACGACGUGUACAAGUACGCGAAAUUCCUGCACCAAGUCGAAGACGCUGUAUGGGACGACAAAGAAGGUGUGUGGUUGACGACGGUGCAAAACGGCGAGACAGGAGAGGCGACAGUGGAGAAGCACGACUUUGUCAUCACCUCGAUCGGCAGAUUCAAUGCCUGGAAACUACCUGACGUACCCGGCAUUUCUGAGUUCAAAGGAAUCCUCCGGCAUGCGUCGCACUGGGAUCCUUCGUUUGACCCCAAAGACAAGAAGGUGGCUGUGAUUGGCAACGGUGCCAGUGGUAUCCAGUUAGUGGCAAACAUACAGAAAGAUGUCAAGCAACUGGACCAUUACGCAAGGAGUAAGACAUGGAUUGCGGCGUCAUGGGCUGGUGAUGAGCGGACGUUCGAUCCUCAGCCAUAUACUGAGGAUGAAAAGAAGUCAUUUGAGAACCCCGAAACCUACUUGGCAUUUCGCAAGGAGCUCGAGAACAAGUACUGGCGCCGAUUCGGCACCUUCUUCAAGGACUCGAAGGACAAUCAGGAGCUCAAACAAAAGUUCAUCGAGAUCAUGGCCGAGCGCGUGGCUAAGAAGCCUGAGUUGCUUGAAGGUCUCAUUCCAGACUUCUCACCCAAUUGCCGGCGGCUAACCCCGGGCCCAGGCUAUCUGGAGGCUUUGGCAGAAGACAAUGUGGACUAUAUCCGGACGCCAAUCAAGAGGUUCACGGAGACAGGCAUCGAGACGGAGGAUGGGAUUCAUCGAGAGGUCGAUGCCAUUUUCUGCGCCACCGGUGCCAACUCUGACAUGGUCCCGAACUUCUCCAUCCGAGCCCACGGUCGAAGCAUCAGUGGACUAUGGGGAUCCGGGGGCAAGUAUGGCUUCCCUUACACCUACCUAGGCGUAGCCACUCCAGGUUUCCCGAACCUCCUGUUCCUGCUGGGACCUCAUGCAGCCGGUCCAUCUGGAACCACAACCCAGGCGGCUGAGACGCAAAUAUCAUACUUUGCCAAGAUCCUACGUAAGGUCUCCCGCGAGGGUAUCAAGUCUCUACAGCCGCAGUCAAAAGCUGCGGACGACUUUGUCGAGUACUCUGACGCCUUCUUCGCCAAGACUGUACUAUCAGACCCUUGCAGCUCUUGGUACAAUGGCGGCAAACCGGGUGCCCGGAUCCAUGGUCUGUGGCCCGGCAGCGCGGGUCACAUAACGACCGUACGGCGGGAGCCGAGGUGGGAAGACUGGGACUACGAAUACCUGUCGGAAACUGGUAACAGGUUUCUCUGGUACUUCGGCAAUGGGUGGAUGAGGAAAGAGACCGACCCUGAAUCGGACAUGACGUCCUACCUGACCUUGCCGAAUGAGGUAGACCUCCGGGAUAUUCAUGAGAGCUGGUGGCAACUGCCUUGA